ACCACAAUGGCAGCCGAAGUGAAUAUUUAAAUGCGACAGGCAGCCCAGGUUUGGCGUUGGUUAUGGUUUCUGUUUACUAUUUCCAGCGUUUUAUCUGAAACGCAUCAACUGAGUCCAGUCUUCGACCUUUAUUCUAAAACACAUUUAAAGAUGCAGGUUAUUGAGCAUCCUGUUGAGAGACUGCACACUGCUCUGCUGUCCACACGGAAAGAUCUAAUAGAAACCUACCAGCAAUUCAGCAGACCAGAGAAGACACUUUUAGAAGAAGGACUCCUGCCUGGCAAUUCUCUCUUCAACCCCAUCACCAUUCACUCAAACUCAGACUGGAUUCCUGCGCAUCCAGAGGAUCCUCAAGACUUUCAGAGUUUUUACAUCAACCCUUACCGCCGUUCUCCAAGCAGUGGGCAUAAUACCAUCUACAUUCAAACUAUUGGCUCUUUUGGGGAAGGAGCGGAUGUGGCAGUGCAGUAUGUUGAAUGGCUGAAGGAUUACUGCCAGGCAUUUUAUUAUGGACUAGUGGUCAAGCUUUUACCACCGGUAACAGUUGCUUCAACAGCGUGUUCAUUUCGCAUCAACGACAACACGCACAACCUUCAGCUUCAUGCUGGAGAGCUGUUAAACUUCUUGAAAAAGAAGAAGCCCAGAGAUGCUUUUUGCAUUGUGGGGAUCACCAUGAUCGACUUGUACCCCAGAGACUCAUGGAAUUUUGUUUUUGGCCAGGCUUCUCUCACUGAUGGAAUGGGAGUAUUCAGUUUUGCCCGAUAUGAUGAUAAUUUUUACCAGAGAAGCUAUGCAGGACGGCUGAAGAAGAAUAUAAAACUAAAGCUAGGAGACUACUCAGUGUUUGAGAAUUACUACACUCCUCCAAUCACCAGCACUCUUCUCCUCCGCUCCUGCAAGACCCUGACACAUGAGAUUGGACAUAUAUUCGGUGUGAAGCAUUGCCAGUGGCUAAACUGUGUCAUGCAAGGCUCCAAUCACUUAGAGGAGUCUGACCGUCGACCUCUUGACCUCUGCCCCAUCUGUUUGCGUAAACUACAGUCUGCCAUUGGAUUCAAAAUAGCUGACAGAUACAAGGCCUUGCUGCACUGGAUUGAAGAUGGAGCUGCCAGCAGUGAACAAAAUCCAAAACCCACACAAGCCUUCCAAGAGUAUAAACACUGGUUGUAUAAGUGCUUACGAAUAUUGGAAGGUGAAAAAUCAUGAUCCAGCCAGUAUGAUCUUUUGCUCCCUACAAGCAAUGUUAAGAAACAGAAGACCUCUCAAGACCACAUAUGCUCAUCCCACUGAACAGAGCAAAUAUAAUUCCUUUCCAUUAUAUAAAAAUCCAAGUCAUGUGACAGUAUUUCAUAACUAAUAUAGUUUUACUAUAGAGGUAAUUGAUGAAGCAGUCUUAUAAGACACUUUCACAUUUGAAUUUGGCAUUGCAUUACAUUGGGAAUAUUUGUCUUGAUUUCAGUUGUACAACCUAAGCUCUGCAAAGCUUUGAAUUCACAGUUAUCUUUAAUAAUAGAGAUGCAAAUGUAAUCCACACAGUUGAUAACAUUGCAUCAUGAUCAUGUGGUGGAAAAAUUCAUUUAACACUGCUUCUGUAUGCCUAUAUAUGCAUGUAUUUUCUUAGAAUUGCUGUGUGGGUUCAGAGGGGCGACACCUGGGGGGGAAACAGAUGUCUGAGGAUGACCUGAGGGGGUCACCUAAGUCCUAAAUGUGUGAGAAACCGCCCAUAGAGAGUUUUCCUUGUUAUGUGUGGAAAUUUACAGCUGCUAAGACUCUGUAACCUUGACGCAGCAAAGGGAUUUAAGGUGGAGGACUGCCCUCUUCCUGGGUCGGUUUCACUCUGCAGGAACUCAGUGUUGCUGUAUGACUGUCUGACCAUCUUUGCAAAGAAUAAAAGCUUUCUUUUUAAUUAUACCUGAGAAUGAGUCUGUCUCUUAUGCUGAUGAGAGUUGAUUUAAAUUUUGCCACGACAAUUUGGUGUCAGAACGUGGGAUUCUUUGGAUGUGUCUUCUGGACCUGUGAGCGGACGGUGACUGAUCAUCCUGAACAAUAGAAGUUCAGCCCUAACCCCGAUUAGAACCUGAGUGGCAACAGAACUCUCGGGUAAGAGACAGUUCAUGGUAUUCUAAAUUUUAGGUUUUUAGAAAUAAGGUUUGGAAUCUAAAUUUAAAAGAGGGAUGAACCAUAGCGGUGGGACGUUCUCUGUGGGAAGCACAAUCAAGAGGAUGAGGGGAUCCGAUUGUGAGAAUACUGCGGCACAGUUAAUACAUUUCUAAGGGGAAUUGAAACUGCUGCAACUGGCGUGAUCGUAAAUUGAGUUAUAAAUUGAGAUCAAAGCGAUCCAGAUAUUUCGAAACGAUAAGCUGAGAUCAUGCGCGAGUGGUUAACAUAUUUCUAAGAGGGGAAGUGAGACUGUGCGAGUAUUGCCUGUCGAAUUGGCAGAGAAAAGUCGGAUCUGUUAGAGAUGUCUGGCAGAUUAUAGUCGCGCCGAAGAGAAUCUCCACAGAGAAGGAAACCAGCAGAUAAGGGAAAGUCUCAGAGCAAGCUCGCUGUAUAUGAUACACCAGUGUUUAGACAAAUGAAAAAAGUGUAUAGCCAAAAAUGCAUGCAAGAUAUGGGGAAAUUAAUCAAAUACCAUGGUUUUACCAAAAGAGGGAAUGUUGAGUGUUAAGAAAUUAAAAGCUGUGAAGGAAUCAGUAGAAGAGGGAAGCGAUGGACAGAAAGGUUGUUGUGUGAGGCUGUGUGAGAAAUGUGAACGAAUUGUGAAUUGUUGGAUAGCGGUAGCAGAUAGGAGAGAAAGGACAACGAUGCAGAAAGAAUUAGUAAGUAGAAAGGAGGAAAAGAAAGUUGAAGAAUGUGAAGAAAGUGUAAAUGCCUCACAUAGACCUACUAACCGCUCUGAUGUUUGUGUUUCUAAACAUGUACCUCCGAUCUAUACACACUUUAUGUGGCCGAGCUGAAGGCCGUGAAACUGGACCCUGACCUCGACUGCUCUCUGCCGAGAAGACCAACAGCACCGUGGGCAGAUCCAGAAUGGAGACAAGAGAAAGAGGAAGAACCAGAAAUCAUUCCUGAAAAAAAAGGAAUUGAGGAAGAAACCUCGCAGAGCACCCCCGACAAAGAAAAGAUAAACAAGACAAACAGCGAAAUAAGAAAAUGUGAGUAUAACAGCUCCAUUGAUUGAAGUUUUAGGUCCUGACGGGCCUGUUAUGGUCUUUAAACCAUGGACUAUAACGGACAUGAAGGAAGCGAUGGCUCACUUGCCGAGCCCUGAAGGAGCAGGUGAUAAAUUUUCUACCGAAUUAGUCACCUUCUGCCAAGAAUUCAGCCCUACCGUGUACGAACUGAGAAGGCUGCUGCUGGCUAUGCUGUUUUAGCACACGCUUUGCAUGCAGAGGAGAUGCAGACGGCUAAGAAGGAAAGAGUUAAAGCCAAGACCAACAGAGAGUGACAGCUGGCUUUUGAGCAAGUCGUGUUGAAGCCGGGGGGCUAUUCUGUGCAGGGAGACCAGCAAUCGAAAGGGGGAAGAUGGAAAAGAGGAGGAGGAAGAUAUCCGAAUGAAACUGAAAGAAACUCUGAAAGAUGGGGUUGUUGGAUCUGCGAGACAGUUGACCACAAGACAUUCAGGUGUACAAGACGCAGACUGUGCAAAAAGGACGGUCAUUGGGCCAAGGAUUGCCCGGAGAACCAGCGAAAUCAACAAGCAGACUGAAGCGAGGGAGACGGAGAGCAGAGAGGAGGGGUCCAGGGCGAGCAACCAACAGUCACAAGUCAGGGAAGUGAACAUUUUCUAACCACAAACACACACACAUACACUGAUGUACUUUCUGCUCUCUGCAAUGAAGAAUAUGCUUGCUUUCCUUUGUGUAUGUCUGAUUCUGUUGAUAAGCAUCCUGACAAAUGUGCUUUUAUGUUUAAGAGUGAAGCUUUUAUGAAAAUGCCUAAAUAUCUUAUGCUAGUGGAGAGGAUAUUGAUUGAGUUUUUAGUUGAUUCUGGGGCCGCACGGUCAGCUAUACGGCCAUGUGAUUUGCAGUGCCAACCACAAUUAACAGCGAAAUUAAUGAGUCAGUUUCUGCAUCAGGGCACGUAAUCUGUGAAAGAUUCACAGUGCCUCUGAAUUGUAAACCAGAAAGGGGUGAGGGCCUGAGGCAUGCUUUUCUCUACACCCCUGGAUGCCCAGUGCCUUUGAUGGGGAGAGAUUUAUUGUGCAAACUAAAUCUGACACUGAUUGCAGACUCUGGGGGUGUCCGAGUUGCAGAGAAAGAGCAGAUUUGCUUUCUGCAAGCAGAACCAAAAUGGGCAUAUGAAUGGCACAUCAUAAAUUCUGAUUGGGCUGGAAUGAUGUGUGAACUGGCUAAAAAUCGAACAAAACAAUUAGACAGAGAAAUUGCGUUGCCUGACAAAUUGCAUUGCACGUCAUAUGUUGUAGUACAACGAGAUGACCAGUAUGAGAAAGACUGGUUUCAGGGAGGAAAAGGAGAAACUUUACGUUUUGAGAUAAUGUUUUGGACAGAAAAUGUGUGUGCAGUUUCAGUUUGCCCGACAGAAAAACAGCUUGAGUUUUACUCAAUGGCAGAAGAUUCUGUGCCUCGCUCUCCAAGGCCAGCAGACAGGGCCCAGAUUAGAACUGUUUGUGAAAAGCUGUGGUUGUGUUACAGACCGAGGAAGAUAGGGGAGGGGGUGAAACACACUGAGAGUCUGGGAGUGUUUAUGUCAGAGUGCAAGCAUGACAUUGAGACAGAGGGAGUUGUGGUACCCAUUGACAAAAGAAAAAGGGAAAAUCAUUGCAUGACAAUUAUUUGUGCCUCAGAUAUACAUCCAGCAUCAACAAAAGUGCCAUCAGAGUUAUGGGCAAAACACAAAUAUGAUGUGGGUUUGAUUAAAGGAUGUGAACCAGUUGUGGUCACCCCAAAAUCUGAUUACAGACCAUGUCAACGUCAAUACCCUCUAAAACAAGAGGCAAUUCUUGGUAUAAAACCAGUAUUUGAGUCACUAUUAAAAGAAGGAAUAAUGGUGCCAUGCAAUGAUUCUCCAGUUUGAACUCAAAUUUUUCCUGUAAAAAAUAAGGGAUGAGGGUCAGCCCACAGACUGGCGAUUUGUACAGGAUUUACAGGCUGUAAGUGCUGCUGUCGGGCAAAGGGCUCCAUCAGUACCAAAUCCAUAUACAAUUUUGUCACAAAUACCACAAGAUUCAACAUUCUUCUCAGUGGUAGAUUUGUAUGGAAGCAGUGUAGUCUCAAAUAUAAUUCACGCAAAAAAC
Messenger RNA from Carassius auratus (goldfish), 5257 nucleotides. It is a transcript of the gene amz2, whose product is annotated as archaelysin family metallopeptidase 2. Gene Ontology annotation, molecular function: metallopeptidase activity. The record is from RefSeq and is a predicted model, not a curated record. Gene Ontology annotation, biological process: proteolysis. Lineage: Eukaryota; Metazoa; Chordata; Actinopteri; Cypriniformes; Cyprinidae. The transcript has 8 exons. The coding region runs from base 31 to 1206 and encodes 391 amino acids.